Meriones unguiculatus (Mongolian gerbil) is the source of this 4588-nucleotide messenger RNA. RefSeq names its product tripartite motif containing 72 (gene Trim72). The transcript is spliced from 6 exons. Gene Ontology annotation, molecular function: protein binding; zinc ion binding. The coding region runs from base 1450 to 3075 and encodes 541 amino acids. The record is from RefSeq and is a predicted model, not a curated record. Lineage: Eukaryota; Metazoa; Chordata; Mammalia; Rodentia; Muridae.
UGUGUUUAUGUGUCACUUGUGUACCUGGUACCCACAGAGGUCAGAAGAGGCUGUCAGGUUGCCUAGAACUGGAGUUAUAUACCGUUGUGAGUCCCUGUGUGGGUGCUGAGAACAGAACUCAGGUUCUCUGAGGAGUAGACAGUGCUCUUAACUAUUGAGCCAUCUCUCUAGCUUGGUACUUUAAAUUUAAACAACGAGAGAAUAUUGUAUAUCUUGUUACUGAAAGCAGCACAAUGGCACUGAGCAUUUAAAAAUAAAUCUAGGAGUUUAAGAAGGCAUCACUGAGAACUUGACACUGAGAAGAGAUCUGAGAAGAGCCAGAAAAGAGCAAUGCAAUAUCUUGGAAUGAAAGAACAUUCUAGGCAGAGGGGUGGCAAGAGCAAAGUCCUUGAGGAACAAGGGGGAAAAGGGGUGAAGGUACACAUGCCAGAUCACAGGCUAUAAAUGGGGCCAGAGAGGAUACAAAUUGUAGGCCAUAAGGAAGACUGAUUUUUAUUGUGAUUGAAAUUUAUACUGACAAUUGAAAGAUAAGCAUAUAAGAAAGCCUGGGUGCUCCCGGGGCAAGCUCCAGCUCUGCGCUUCGGACUCUGGAUUCAGUUCAUUCAUUUAGCUACCUAUCAUUUAUUCUCCAAGGGAUUUGGGGAGGGGACCUGUGCUAGAAAACACCCUCACAUCAGCCUUGGAAGAAGAAGGCCUUUAGGGUUUGGGGAAGCCCUGCCUACCCACAGGUGGGGUUAGUGCUGUCAGCGUGGCUUGGUAAGCGGUCGGCUUGGGGAAGGAACAGAUUAACUAACUGCAGACACAGAGGGAGGAAGCCAGAGAGUGUGGAAGUUCAGGUAGGAAGAAGGGGCAGCCCUUGGCAGUUGUUUCCCCAGUGAUUCUAAACCCUAGCCCGGCCUGAGGAGAGGACACAGACAGGCCAGGACAGCUGGCCCGGACCUGAGAUGUCUGCCUGUUGACGACUUACUCAUGCUUCACUUUUAGAACAGUUUCCAGAAAGUGGUGGGAGGGAAUGGGCAGGACAGCUAAAUAUAGCGCUCGGGCCACUGAACUAUCCGGGAGGGUCUGCCUUCUGUUCACUGUGUGUCUGUCACCUGUCGCGUCCACCCACUGCCAUCUGGCCCCGAGGCCCUGCCCUUGCAUCGAGCCUGCUGCUUGCUUCUUGGUUGUCUGUGGCCACAGCUCUGACCACCCCGCUCUAAGGCCUGUUCCUGACUGAUCCUCCUAAGUUCUUCCAUCAGACCUGCGUGAGUCCUGUGGGCUUGGAGGUACAGGGGAGGACAGGGCUGGAUGUGCUAGAGAGGUCAGUGGGACGACAGCUGGGGAGGGGAUUCUAGAUAAUUCCAGAGGAAUGGCGGCCUAGGCCUCGGCCAGAGGCUGAAGCCUGGGCUAAAUCGGGAGCAAGAAGAAGGGACUGGAAGCUGGUGUUUAGAAACCGGGGGUUGACAAAUGCCCAGUUGGGUCACAUUUGUUUUUAUCUGGGCUGAGAACGGCAAUAUACACUCCCUUUGGGACGACAGCAAAUCCUCUUUACCUGUUGGCCGUAAACCAGAGUCUACCAGUAUGGGAUGUGAGGUAGUUAGAGGAUGCGGCCACAGACGCAGGGUGGGACUGAGCUGGACUCCUCUUCCCAGGCUCACCAUGUCAGCUGCACCCGGCCUUCUGCGCCAGGAGCUGUCCUGCCCGCUGUGCUUGCAGCUGUUCGACGCGCCAGUGACCGCUGAGUGUGGCCACAGUUUCUGCCGGGCCUGCCUGGUCCGCGUGGCAGGGGAGCCUGCCGCCGAUGGCACGGUUCCCUGUCCCAGCUGUCAAGCACCCACGCGGCCUCAGGCGCUAAGCACUAACCUGCAGCUGGCGCGUCUGGUGGAGGGGCUGGCGCAAGUGCCGCAAGGCCACUGCGAGGAGCACCUGGAUCCCCUGAGCAUCUACUGCGAGCAGGACCGCACGCUCGUGUGUGGCGUGUGUGCCUCUCUCGGUUCGCACCGUGGCCACCGUCUUCUGCCUGCCGCCGAGGCCCACGCACGCCUCAAGACACAGCUUCCGCAACAGAAGAUACAGCUGCAGGAGGCAUGCAUGCGCAAGGAGAAGAGUGUAGCGGUGCUGGAGCAUCAGCUGGUGGAAGUGAAGGAGACAGUGCGUUAUUUCCGGGAAGCUGUUGGGGAACAGCUGGGGAAGAUGCGGGUGUUCCUGGAUGCUCUGGAAAGUUCUUUGGACCAUGAAGCAGAAAGGGUUCAGGGUGAGGCUGGGGUUGCUUUGCAGCGGGAGCUGUCAAGCCUGAACUCUUACCUGGAGCAGCUGCGGAAGAUGGAGACGGUGCUGGAGGAGGUGGCUGACAAGCCACAGACAGAGUUCCUUAUGAAAUACUGCCUGGUGACCAGCAGGCUGCAGAAGAUCCUGUCAGAGUCACCACCAUCUGCCAGGCUGGAUAUCCAGCUGCCUGUCAUCUCGGAUGAUUUCAAAUUCCAGGUGUGGAGGAAGAUGUUCCGGGCUCUGAUGCCAGCGUUGGAGGAACUGACUUUCGACACCAGCUCUGCGCACCCGAGCCUGCUGGUGUCCCCUUGCGGUCGCCGGGUGGAGUGCUCGGAGCAGAAGGCGCCGCCAGCGGGGGAAGACGCCCGCCAGUUCGACAAGGCUGUAGCGGUGGUGGCGCAGCAGCUGCUGUCGCAGGGCGAGCACUACUGGGAGGUGGAGGUGGCCGACAAGCCGCGCUGGGCCCUGGGCGUGAUGGCUGCGGACGCGCCCCGGCGCGGACGGCUGCACGCGGUGCCGUCGCAGGGCCUGUGGCUGCUCGGCUUGCGCGACGGCAAGAUCCUGGAGGCGCACGUGGAGGCCAAGGAGCCGCGGGCGCUGCGCACCCACGAGAAGCCGCCGGCCCGCAUCGGCCUCUACCUAAGCUUCGCCGACGGCGUCCUGGCUUUCUACGACGCGAGCGACGCCGACGCGCUGGCGCCGCUCUUCUCCUUCCGCGAGCGCCUGCCUGGGCCGGUGUACCCCUUCUUCGACGUGUGCUGGCACGACAAGGGCAAGAACGCUCAGCCGCUGCUGCUGGUGGGGCCCGACGGCGAGCGGGCCUGAGCUCCCCCCACCCCCGCGGGGAGGAGGCCUGGUCCCGAAGGCGGUGGGAUUGCUCGGGUCACCUUCCUUAGGCCCGCGUGGGUCGGGCACAGGCGGGUUUCUAGGGCUGAAGAGCAGGCUGAGGGGUGGGCAGGGAGGGGGUGUUUGUCUCACAGAGUUCAGGGAAGUCCACAGGUUGGGCUGCAGGGGACGGGAGAGUGAGGGAUAGGGCGAUAAGGUCUGGGAAGAAGGGGCCGAGGUUUAGGGAGGCUAAGGAUUUAGCGGAAGAUCUUGGGAAGUCUGUGGACAAUAGUCCCUCCAAUCCCCUCCCGGGCUCCCUCCUCAAACCUGACAGGUUUUCCGCUUAGUGCUUACGUCUAACAGCCUUUUCAGAGCCCCCAACCAAUCCCGAGAGAGUGCUGGUGCCUGACUGUCAUCCCAGCACUCAGGAGGCUGAGGCAGGAGGAUGGCAAGUUGAAGGCCGGCAGGACGCGCUCACAAACAGAUGUGCCGCGACUCUGUGAGACGUCGCUGUGCUGCUGAUGCAGCGGGUCUGGGGAAGGCCAAAGAGGGUCUCUUGAAGCUGGAGAGAUGGCUCGGUGGUUAAGAACGCUUGCUGCUCCUGCAGAGCGUCGAGGCUCAGUUCCCAGCACCCGCCCUGUGGCUCACGACACUCCAGUCACAAGGAAUCUGACGGCCUCUUCUGGCCUCUGUGGGCACCUGUGGUGCACAGACGUAAGCGCAGGCAGCACACUCAUACGUGUUAGAAAAGAAAAUAAAAAAGCUUCCCUCUCUAUCAUUCCUGCCUCUGUCUUUCGAGACAAGAUCUUGCUGUGUAGCUCAAGAUGACCUAGAAGUCACCUAGCCGGCUUCCAAUUCUUUGUAUUUUUAUUAUUAGUUACAUUUUAUUAACUCUGUAUCCUAGCUGUAUCCUGCUCCCUCAUUCCCUCCCAAGGCUUCCAAUUCUUGACUUUCUCCCUCAGUCUCACGCGUGUUGGAGUCAUAGGUGUAAGCCAGCACGCUCAGCAAAGAUGGUUGCUCCUAAUCAGUUUCCGAGUGACCCUGAAGCUGCUGCGGCCUGAGAGCAGACCCUGACCGCGGACUGUGAGCACGGAGAGACGCCUUAAGUCUAAAUACGUUUCCUGGUUCAACUGACUAAAUCUGUCUGACACAGAGGGGUCCAGGAAGGAAGACGAACUCUCAGUCCUUCCUACCCCCUUACCUCUAGACUAUGCUAUGGUUUAGACAUGGAGGAAAUCCUCUGUUUCUCACCAAGAGGAAGAGCUUGACACUGUCUUCCUGUGGGCCCUGGUACUGGUAGCAAAUAGAAGGUUUGCUCUGGGUCUUCCAGCUGGCUCCUUCCUGCCUUCCUGUUGGUUCAUACUUUCUUAGAUUUUUCUUUUCUUUUAAGACAGGGCUUCUCUGUGUAGCCCUGGCUGUCCUGGAAGCUGCUCUGUAGCCCAGGCUGGCCUUGAACUCAGAUCUGCCUGUCUUUGCCUUCCGAGUUCUGGGAUUAAAGGUGUACGUUACAACA